AUGGACGAAUCGCUUGGGCCGCCUGUAGCGUCAGCUGAACCGGCCCUUCUUCCGCCACGAACGCCUCUCCACGGCAGCUACACAUCGGUGGUUCCGCUUCAGCCUGAGCACUGGCGAGCGAUAUACAAACAUCUUGGAGGAGAAGAAAACGCCUGGAGAUGGAAAUACAUGCCGCUCGAGGGCCUCCUUACCGAGGAGGCAUGUGAGGCGACGAUCAAGGCCUGGUGUGCUUCGGAGGAUCCCCUGUACUAUGCGGUACUUUCGGGUCCAGCUUCCGAUCCCGCCUCGGAGCCGGCAGGCAUCCUGUCAUAUUUGUCGAUCGUUCCCAACCACCGUAGAAUCGAAAUUGGAUGGGUGAUUCUUGGCGACGCUUUGAAGCACUCUAGAGAAGCGACGGAAGCUUUCUUUCUCUUCAUGAAGCAUUCGUUUGUGGAUCUGGGAUAUCUACGUGUCGAAUGGAAGGCCAAUCAUCUCAAUGCACCGAGCUUGGCAGCGGCUCGGCGACUGGGUUUUACGUACGAGGGAGUUUUCAGGAAACAUAUGAUUGUGAAAGGCAGACGCAGGGACUCAGCUUGGCUUAGUAUCAUAGAUGAUGAAUGGCCUGCUGUGCAGAAGGGAUUUGAAAUCUGGCUGGAUGAGAAUAACUUUGAUGAGAACGGAAAACAGAAGAGGGGAUUGAGGGAAUGUAGAGAAUGA
This is a messenger RNA of Trichoderma virens Gv29-8, 696 nucleotides long. RefSeq lists its product as uncharacterized. Gene Ontology annotation, molecular function: protein-N-terminal-alanine acetyltransferase activity; protein N-terminal-serine acetyltransferase activity. Lineage: Eukaryota; Fungi; Ascomycota; Sordariomycetes; Hypocreales; Hypocreaceae. Bases 1 to 696 code for a protein of 231 amino acids. The record is from RefSeq and is a predicted model, not a curated record. The transcript has 2 exons.